Molecule: messenger RNA, 822 nt
Organism: Cucurbita pepo subsp. pepo (vegetable marrow)
Lineage: Eukaryota; Viridiplantae; Streptophyta; Magnoliopsida; Cucurbitales; Cucurbitaceae
Cellular component (GO): cytoplasm
Molecular function (GO): protein-disulfide reductase activity
Source: RefSeq, a predicted model, not a curated record
UUCCCUUUGGCUUCUCCAAUAAGCCAAAACAGACGACAGAAUUCCUCUAUCGACAUUGUUGGAGCAGAGAGAGCUUCACAUGGCGGCCUCCAUUUCAACUUCAGCUAAUCCUCUUCUCACCUCAGAGCGCCCGAACCAAUUGGCUGCUAAUGUAACAUCUUUGUCGAGAUUGUCUUCCACAUCGUCUAUACAGCUACCGGUUCAGCUUCGGUGUGUUCGACUCGGAAACCAUGGGGUUUCGACUCUGUCGCGGUCUCGAAACUUGCCUGUGGUCAAAGCAAGUAAUCAAACGUUUUCCUCCUUUGAUGAUUUACUGGCCAACUCUGGCAAACCGGUGUUAGUCGACUUCUAUGCUACCUGGUGCGGUCCUUGUCAGUUCAUGGUUCCUAUUCUUGAAAAAGUUAGUGCUAAGCUGAGUGACACAGUCCAGGUGGUCAAGAUUGACACUGAGAAAUAUCCUGUCAUCGCUGAUAAAUACAAAAUCGAGGCACUGCCUACGUUCAUCCUCUUCAAAGAUGGAAAACCCCGUGACCGAUUCGAAGGAGCUAUGACAGCGGAUGACCUCAUCAAACGCAUUGAAGAUUCUCUGAAGGUUAAGCAAUAACACUGAAACACUGGGAUGUCAAACGUCCAAGGGAGAUAUCUUUAACUUCUUACAUGAAUAGAUGAAAUGAAUUCUAUUUUUAGACGAUAUGAAGCUAGUAAUUGUAGGCACUUACCCUAUUUGGAGGAUGAAGAAAGGGUGAUGAGGUCAAUUCACUUGAACCAGCCACUAACGAUCCAAUUGAAUUGAUUUGGACUAUCAUAUUGUUUUUACUCUCA